Molecule: messenger RNA, 3654 nt
Organism: Acomys russatus (golden spiny mouse)
Lineage: Eukaryota; Metazoa; Chordata; Mammalia; Rodentia; Muridae
Gene: Rbsn
Product: rabenosyn, RAB effector
Exons: 12
Coding region: 364-2712 (782 amino acids)
Molecular function (GO): metal ion binding
Source: RefSeq, a predicted model, not a curated record
UUCCGCCUGGCGCGCCUGCCGAGCUCCGAGCUGCCGAUGGUGAUGGCUGCCGCAAGUCUCUGAGGGAACUCGGAGCCCCGGAGUCGGGGCCAGAGGUUGACAGCAGACAGCCAGCAGCCUGUCGGAAGCGGCAGGACGUAAAGGAGAGUGUCGUACUGCUCCGAGCCGCCACCGGGAGCGCGGCAGUGGCUGAGAUUCCUCCUGCUGAAGAGAGGAAAUCUCAUCCAAGGCCACAAUGUCAUUUCCCAAUUAUCCAAGUGCUGCCUGCUUAAGCUAACACUGCCAGAAUCCUGCUCCCUUGGGAGGAAUCAAGCUGACGUGGCAUGAGCUUCCUGCCUUCCUGGGGUUGAGAGAAGCACAACUAUGGCUUCUCUUGAUGACCCAGGGGAAGUGAGGGAAGGCUUCCUAUGCCCUUUGUGCCUGAAGGACCUUCAGUCUUUCUAUCAACUUCAGUCACAUUAUGAGGAAGAACAUUCAGAAGAUCGUGAUGUCAAAGGGCAAAUUAAAAAUCUUGUCCAGAAGGCAAGGAAAGCAAAGAACAAGUUGUUGAAACGAGAAGGGGAUGAUCGAGUGGAACCAGGGACCCAAGGAUAUGAAUCAUUCAGCUAUGGAGGGGUUGAUCCUUACAUGUGGGAACCCCAGGAGCUUGGUGCUGUGAGAAGCCAUCUUUCUGACUUCAAAAAACAUCGUGCUGCAAGAAUUGACCACUAUGUAGUUGAAGUCAAUAAAUUAAUAAUCAGGUUGGAAAAGCUCACUGCAUUUGACAGAACAAAUACUGAGACUUCAAAGAUUAGAGCAAUAGAAAAGUCCGUGGUGCCUUGGGUCAAUGACCAGGAUGUUCCUUUCUGUCCGGAUUGUGGGAAUAAGUUCAGCAUCCGGAACCGACGUCACCACUGCCGCCUCUGUGGGUCUAUCAUGUGCAAGAAAUGUAUGGAGCUCAUUGGGCUGCCCUUGGCAAAUAAGCUCACCAGUGCCAGCAAGGACUCCCUGAGCACCCACACCAGCCCCAGCCAGUCACCUAACAGUGUCCACGGCUCCCGCCGGGGCAGCAUCAGUAGCGUGAGCAGUGUCAGCUCAGUCCUGGACGAGAAGGAUGAUGACCGCAUCCGCUGCUGCACACAUUGCAAGGACACGCUGCUCAAGAGAGAGCAGCAGAUGGACGAGAAGGAGCACACACCUGACAUCGUGAAACUCUACGAGAAACUGCGACUUUGCAUGGAGAAAGUUGACCAGAAAGCUCCAGAAUACAUCAAGAUGGCAGCAUCGUUAAAUGCCGGGGAGACAACCUACAGUCUGGAGCAUGCCAAUGACCUUCGAGUAGAAGUGCAGAAAGUGUACGAGCUAAUAGACGCUUUAAGUAAGAAGAUCUUAACCUUGGGCUUGAACCAAGACCCUUCACCACAUCCAAACACUUUGCGGCUACAGAGAAUGAUUAGAUACUCAGCUACACUAUUUGUGCAGGAAAAGUUACUGGGUUUGAUGUCAUUGCCAACCAAAGAACAGUUUGAAGAACUGAAAAAGAAAAGGAAGCAGGACCUGGAACAGAAGAGGACCAUGGAGAGACAGGCUGCUCUGGAGUCCCAGCGGAAGCUUGAAGAAAGGCAGAGUGGUUUGGCAUCUCGUGCAGCCAAUGGGGAAGUGAGGUCUCUUCGAGGCAUCCCUGCUCCCUUGAGAAAGGCUGAGGGCUGGCUCCCAUUGUCAGAAGGUCAGGGACAGAGUGAAGACCCUGACCCUCUCCUCCAGCAGAUCUACAACAUUACAUCCUUCAUCAGACAGGCCAAGGCUGCAGGCCGCACAGAUGAGGUGCGCACACUUCAAGAGAACCUGCGGCUGCUGCAGGAUGAGUAUGACCAGCAGCAGACUGAGAAGGCCAUUGAGUUGUCCCGGAGGCAGGCUGAGGAGGAGGAGCUGCAGCGGGAGCAGCUACAGAUGCUCCGCAAGCGGGAGCUGGACCGAGAACAGGAGCAGAUCCUGGCAGCAUCCAUGCACACACGGACUCGUGUUCUAGAGCUCCGAGAAGUCAUACCCUUCCAGUUGGAGCCCAGCCGAGGGCCUCACCCUGAUCUUGCCUAUUCCUUGGAUCGGGACUCCUCCCCAGUUCAGAACAGCACAGCUCCUGAUACCCUUUCACCUGACUCAGCGCUAGCACCCAUCCACUUGUGGUCUGGGCCCCCAGCCCUUGGCCAGGACUUACUCCUCCAGGGCACCACGUCACAGCAAAGUGAUAAGACCUCUCUCAACCCCUUUGAUGAAGAAGACCUUUCCAGCCCUACAGAGGGUGCUGCAAGCCCUGCUGCUGCAGAAGCUUUCCUGGGCUGUCCAGCUGCUGUCACCAGAGAAUACAAUCCUUUUGAGGAAGAUGCUGAGGAAGAGGAGGUGGCAGAGUUGGGGACAGGGAAUCCCUUUACUGACCCAGACAGUCCAGCACCCAACCCCUUUGAUGAGGAUGACCGUCCCAGGCCUUCCAGCCCACCUGCCCCUGGAAACCCUUUUGAAGAUUACCCCUGCACAAACCCCUUUGAGGUGGACAGUGAUAGUGGCAUGGAGGCUGAGGAACACAUUGAAGAGGAGCUGCUCCUGCAGCAGAUUGACAACAUCAAGGCUUACAUCUUUGAUGCCAAGCAGUGUGGUCGAAUGGAUGAGGUGGAGGUGCUGACGGAGAACCUCCGGGAGCUAAAGUGCACCUUGGCUAAGCAGAAGGGGGGCCCCUAGCUGACAGCAGUGGGUAGGGACCAGGCAGAGUUUUGAGCAGCAGGGUACCAAGGAGGAAGAGGAGCAGAUGGGUGGGCAUCUGGAUGCACACAGGUGAGGGCUGGGAACCGUAGUGUCUUGCUGUGCACCUUGAGGCAUUUCCACUAUAGCUGAACAAGAACAGGAAAAAAAAAUCAGCAUUCAUUUGCUGGUUUUCUGUAUUUUUUUUUUUUUUUAAUGAAAUGUUCUCUUUUCAGGGGACUUUACCAUUUUAUUUCUGAGAAACAGCUCAGUGCAGCUCUGUUGGCUCCUGGGUACCUCUUAGUCCAUUUCCUGCUGACUGUUCUUGGUCAGUAUGCAGUAUUAUAGGGCAGCCCUUGACAGGCCCCUUCCUGUAGCCAAGACAGGCAGGGGCUUUGGCAGAAGUCUGUUCAGAUUUGCCUGCUCCCCAUCACCUCCUUCCUGCUUGGGCUGUCUCCUGGACGUGAAGGAAGAUGCUGCUGUGAAGAGAAAAGUCUGGACCCAAGGAGAACCCAUGACUCUUAUGGAUGGCAGGAAUGCUAGUGUUGUCCCCUCCCAGUUAAAGGAAGUAAAUGUCCCAAAUGUGAGGAGGGGUGGGUGGGGGCAGAGGAUGGUGUCAAUGUGAGCUUGAUUAUGAGAUAAGGGUGAUCAACUUUUUGGUGGAUGUUAUGGUUUGGGAGAAGUUUCUACCUGAACAGUUAUCUGUUCUCUGGAAACCUCCCUCCAGGGCUUUGGCAGAAUGACUAGUCUGUAGGUCACAUUCAAAGGCCUGUGGUGUGAUUUGAGAAUUGUGACCAGGAAGCUUCUGUGGAGCAUUGGCAGGAGAUGGAAUACUUCUGCGUCAGGAGGUAAAUUCUAGUAACUUCCAAGGCUCUCCAGUCAGCCUUCUUCCCUGUGGUUCAUCCUGACCUGGGAAACUGGUGAUAUGUUUUCUUACUCCUU